AUCAAAUCAAUGGAGAAUCUGAGCAGCGGUGUUUGUGACGUUAAAAGUCAAAGUGUGUGUGCGUGUGCUUAAAUUUAAGGGGGAUUCAAGAGGACCAGAACAAAAACAGGACUAGCAUUCUUAAAGUGCCUAGUUUAGGGUACAUUCAGGAUGAGAAUAAUAAUCUUCAUUGCUUAUCUGCUUUGUCCUGUAGCACUGAAAGCACAGGAAACACAAGGAAGAAGCAUUGACCCUGUGGUCUCACUGACAAAUGGCCAAAUAAGAGGCGAAAUUGUGUCUGUAAAAGGAACAACGAUAAAAGUAAAACAGUUCUUGGGAAUACCUUUUGCCCGCCCUCCAGUGGGGCACCUCCGACUGGCUGCCCCCAAAGAUGCAGAGCCUUGGGAGGGGAUCAGAGAUGGCACACGCCAGCCUCCUAUGUGUAUUCAGGACUCUGAUAUAGUUGUGAAUGUUUCCAGAAUGAUGUCAGUGGAAUACACUCCGCCAGAACUUUCAGAGGAUUGUCUAUAUUUGAAUGUAUACACUCAAGCUGAGGCAAAAAGAGAUGACAAACUGCCGGUAAUGGUGUGGCUCCAUGGAGGUGGUCUAGUAAUGGGAGCUGCCUCUCAGUAUGAUGGUGCGCCAUUGACUGCUUAUGAAAAUAUAGUGGUGGUUAUCAUUCAGUAUCGCCUCGGCAUUCUGGGAUUCCUAGGAACUGGAGAUGAACAUCUGCGGGGGAACUGGGGUUUCUUGGACCAGCUUGCAGCUCUGAGGUGGGUGCGGGAAAAUAUUGAGGCCUUUGGUGGUGAUCCUCAAGCUGUUACCGUUGCUGGCGAAUCUGCAGGUGGCAUCAGUGCUUCUAUACUGACUCUGUCUCCGCUAGCUAAAGGAUUGUUCCAAAGGGCAAUUUUUCAAAGUGGAGUUGCAACUGUUGGAACCUACACUAGCAACAAUUCAUCGGGUCUUGUCAAGAUUGUAGCCAACCUGACUGGAUGUGACGACAAUACGUCACAGGAGCUGGUUCAGUGCUUGAGAGGAAAGAGCAAAGAAGAGUUAGUUGAUGCAACUAAAAAGAUGAAAAUUUACCUGGGAGGUGUGGUAGAUGGUGUCUUUCUGACGAAUACUGCUGAGGAGCUUCUAAAGAGAAAAGAAGUCAUGGCAGUUCCAGUUAUGAUGGGAAUAACCAACCAUGAGUUUGGGUGGAUUCUGCCGCAGAGUUUUGCUCUUCCUGGCUGGGAGAACGGUAUGACCACAGAGUCUGUGAUGGCAGUGGUGAAAAUGUUCAAUCCUGAAGGGGGCUCUUUAGCUAACGGACUCAUUGUGGAUGAAUACCUGAAAACUGCCAAAACUCCACAUGAUAUUAGAAACAAAUUCACUGAGCUCGUGGGAGACCUCCUGAUGACGCUACCUGUUGUCAAAGUGGCAGACUACCUCACAGAUGCCGGCAAUCCAGUUUACAUGUAUGAAUUUGGAUAUUGUGCUGGGAUACACAAAGACUCCAGGCCCGAUUUCGUGAAGGCAGAUCAUGGUGACGAUGUCGGCUUUGUGUUUGGCGGAUGUUUCUGGAGUGGAAGUGUAAAAAUGAUCGGAAACAUGAGCAAAGAGGAUGAACAACAGUGUUUAACUAUAAUGAAAUACUGGGCGAAUUUUGUCCGUGCUGGCUCACCCAAUGGCCCAGGGCUGGUUGCUUGGCCUCAGUAUGACAGGCAGAAGCAGGAGUACAUGGAGCUUGACGUGAAGCAAACCGUAAGAGAGAAACUGAAAAAGGACAGAGUCCAUUUUGCAACGGUCACUCUGCCCCAGAAAGUGGAAAUGAUAGCUGCAGCUGCUACACCUGGAAACUGAACUGGUUGUAGUGUCCUUUUUUACUACUUGACGACGAGAGAUUUGUUGGCCGGUGAUCUGAGACAUGGAAAAUAUGAUGUCAUUUUCAAGUAUGUAAUAAAAACAUCCAUCCAUGGUUUGAAACAUCCUGGAGAAAUAAAGGAACUUGACAAAG
Messenger RNA from Syngnathus typhle (broad-nosed pipefish), 1978 nucleotides. RefSeq names its product carboxylesterase 3 (gene ces3). The record is from RefSeq and is a predicted model, not a curated record. Lineage: Eukaryota; Metazoa; Chordata; Actinopteri; Syngnathiformes; Syngnathidae. The transcript has 13 exons. Bases 151 to 1824 code for a protein of 557 amino acids.